UAUAUAUAUAUAUAUAGCAGGUGUGAGCUUAAAACAAUAAAUCUUUAAGGUAGUAAGAACAUUAAAAGGGUGCACGUUACAGGAGUCGUUCAGUUUGUCGUCCACUAGAUGGCGCCGCUGUUUCGGCAGGUUGAAAGGACGGGCGUCUCAUUUUUAUUUUAUUUUUUUUGGGUCAUUUGCAUUCUGCGGCAGAUGUUUGCAUCACAAUGGUCACUAUUUUCAUCUAAACGGACCCACGAGUCGGCCUCACUCCGGACUCUGAUGGGAGCAGCUCCCUCUGUUGAUCCGAUGAGUCGAUUAGAACAAGCCCCGCAAAUAGUUUACACAAAAUAAUUGGUUAAAUAGAUUUAGUCAUCCAGCAGUGGAGGGAUUUCAGGGAAAUAGGGCAUAGGCUAGUCGUCAAGACCUGCUAAACUACAUUUGUGGUUUAAUCAGGCACUUAACUCAAGACUGAGACCUAGUUUUGCGAGACUUUUUCGGAGCUUCUUAGAUGCAGGCGAGUUUGUUUCUCGGACUAAAUGCAUUUGGAGAAACGUACGGCUCCUCUUGCAGUGAAUGGGUGCCAUCGAAAUGUUAACGUCUCGUGAACGGAAAAGCUGUGUGUUUGUAAGAAACAAAUCCAACAUUUUUUUUUAUUUUAGUGCAUUGCCGUAACUGUUUUGCACUAUUGAUCUGUGCACAUUUCUCCCCUGAUUCUUUUCACACGAGAAAGCAAAAUUAUCGAUAGACGACCUGCAUAAGCAACAGUUUAAUGUUAAAACAUAUAUAUUUCUUUUUUAAAUGAACGUGCCUCUUUUUCGCUUCACAAGGUGAUUCGUGUUUUUAUCUCUUGUUCUGGCGGCACCCAUUCGCUGCAGAGGAUCCAUUCACGAGGAAACAUUUUUCCAAAUCUGUUCUGAUGAGAGAAAACAAACGCGGCUGGGUUUCGGAGCACAUUACUACGACCAGCCUCGCACCAAAUAAUGACCGAUUUAAGCAGCGAGGGAAUAUCUGAAGUGGAGUUUCCAGGGUUAAAAAAAACCAAGAAGUCAUGGGAUUUUUCCUAGAAUGGCUAGCUCUAGUUUGAAGACGUAGCAGCCACAUGCAAAAACCUUCUUUUUGCAUAUCAGUAGUGAAAAUGGGAAAAAAAAAGCUGUUUGCAUAAGACAAGCCCGAUUCCAUUAACUAGACCACACCCCCAGACUACUUGAUUAAUAUUCAUGAGUCCUACAGGCGCAACUUAGAAAACAAGAAAUUGCUCCACAAAAAAAGUCUAUAUUAUUAUAUUUAGCUAUAAUAACACAUUUGUGUUUGACGGGCUAAUAUAAAUUAGGCGGAGGCUAUUUGCGUGAAGUGCAAAUAACGAUAGAGGCUAUUUACACCGCGUGCAAAUAACAUCUUCUGCUGUUUAUACUACUUACUGCAAGCGGCAAUCUGCACCAUUAUAAAACAGAAUGCAGCUUAUUAAGUGUAAAUGUUACUUUUGAUUCAAAUGAUAAAAUAGACGACGCCCUCAUUGGGAAGAUAAAGCCCUCCCUAAACAUUAAUCUACCCGAUGCAUUAUUCUCAACUUUUUAUUGUCUUUGAAAAUGAAUGCUUUUCUGGUGCGAUCCGAUCAAAACAAGACCGCCACGCGUUUUACAAUAACGCGGGCUGUCUGCGCUUGGCGUAAAGAGGCGCUGCCUGUAAAGCGUGCCCUUUUUUCGUUAAACGUUUCAGUUCUGACUCUUGCGUCUGUUCAUAUAACGUUCAGCUGUAAUGUCGCGAUUCGCCAAACGCGCCAAACAGACGCUGCUGAUAUUAGAAUGAAAUCAAAAUAAAUAAACGCCACGGGGGCAACGCUGAGUGAAAACCCGACCCAAAUAAUAUUCCGAGUUGUUAGCGGGAAGGAUCGAUGCUGUUCAGUCGCUGAAUGGGCAAAGUCUUGCGGUGUUCGCACAUGCUCAGUGAGUCUCCCGUUGUCAGUCGGCAGUCACUCCUCUGGUGUCGGCGGAGCGCGGACACAGGGACGCGGGAGGGAUGUCGUCGCGGCUGUCCUUCUCUCAGUACCGCUUAGAGGCGGAGGUGGAGCGCUGCCGCGCGGACUGUCAGUGGGACAGGAUACCGGUCCUGCUCGAGCAGCUCGCUGCCGCGCGCCUGCAUGACGACGAUGAUUACAGGACGCUGCUGCUGGCAGAAGCUCUGCUGGAGGAAUGUCUGCUGGAGAACACGACCUCGCUGAAGAACUCGACGUUUCUGACCGAACACUCACAGCCCAAACUAGCCCGAGCAAAAGCUCACCUCGACAGCAUCUUGAGCAGAGGACGCCUGGAGCCUCACUACCUGAAUGAAGCUCUGCUGCUGCUGGCUAAAGUGCACUACGUCCAGGGCCGCUACAGGGACGCCCAGGGCAUGUGUGCCAGAGCAGGUGUGGAUGAUUUCUCCCGCCACGAGAAGCCCGUCUACCAACUGCGCAUGCUGGCAGAGGCCUUCGUCAUCAAAGGUUUGUCUCUGGACCACCAGUCUAUGUCAGGUGCUUCCCGUGUUAGACUGUGCGAGCGAGAGGAAGAGUGCCUGUCCUGUUACCUCAUGGCUUGUGACGCUGGCCUGCUGUACCUGCAAGAGCUCGACAAGAUUGUUUGCACGCCAAGCUCCAAAACCGCUAAAAGCGGUUCAUCGGUCCCAAAUUUUGACUUGGACCCAGGCUUCUUCCUGCAGGCAGCUCUUCAGAGUGCAUACCUGUCGCUGCUGAGAAAAGGUCACUUGGCUCAGGGAACUCAGCAGCUGCGGCGGGUCAUGAGGGCUGUGGAGAGUCGGGGCUCUCAGAGUUUUCGUAAGACAGUGGCGCGCAGACUUGCCGAAGUGCUGCUGGGCUCAGUGUGUGAAGAAGCAUACUGGGGUCCGCUGUCUCCUCCACCACCCGGCUGGCUGAAGAGGGAAGGAGCCACACACCCCAAAAACGCCAUCUACCCCUCGUCGGGACCGCCACAGCGCUACAACACCGAAGGAGCUUUCUGUCCACAGGACGUGGUUGAAGAGGCGGUGCUGGUGCUCCUCAUCACAGAAUCAAUGGCCAGUGGCGAGGUGGUGAUCAGCCGAACACCCGAGCAUCAGGAGGCGAGGGAGAGCAGCAUGCAGGACGCCUCCUCCGUCUACGACCUGCUGAGCAUCGCCAUGGCCAGGAGGGGGCAGUACUCCAUGCUGUCUGAGUGUUUGGAGCGGGCCAUGAAGUUAUCCUAUAAUGAGUUUCAUCUUUGGUACCAGCUCGGCUUGUCUUUGAUGGCAAGUGGGAAGAACGAGGGUGCAGUGUCAGUGCUUAAAGAGUGUGUGGCAAUGAAACCCCAGGACCCCAUCCCACCUCUGCUUGCAGCUAAAGUGUGUAUCAACCAGCUGCACUGGCUGGAGGAUGCAGUGUCCCUCUCAGCGGGGGUGGUUGCUUUAGGAGAGGGUGCUGGAGAGUCCCUUCCUCGAGCUCAUCUGGCCAUCGGACUGUGCCGUAGCCUGCAGGCCUCUGACGCUACGCUGAAAGCCGAUCGCGAUGAGUUCAACAGAAGAGCGCUGCAGUCACUACGGAAAGCGCAUGCACUGGACCCCGGGGACCCUCGGAUCUCCUUCUACCUCUCUCUGCAGCUCGCUCUGGUUCGACAGGUGUCGGAGGCGAUGGAGCCGCUGCAGUCGGCUCUGAAUAUCUGUGGGGAUGAUCUGCACUCUCUGCAUCUGCUGACUCUACUGCUCAGCGCCCAGAAACACUACCAACAUGCCCUCGAUACGCUUAAACUUGCCAUUAACCAGCACCCGGACAACUUCAAUCUUCUCUUUACCAAAGUGAAGCUGGAGGAGGCUUUGUUCGGAUCCGCUGCAGCGUUACAGACCUGUGCAGAAAUGCUGCAGCUGUGGCAGAGUCGCUAUGAUUUGACCCGUCUCAGCGAGGAGGACGACGCUAGCAGCGUGCCUCCUGAUCCCGGACCGCUCAGCAAGAAACCCAGCGGCCUCCAUCUCACGCUCCCAGACUUCCAGGAGACGGAGACAGGGUCCCAGAGCGCCCCGUCUCUAGCGGUGUCCCGUCUGGAGCAGGCCAUGUCGGAGGUGUCAGCCAUUAGCUCCGCCCACAGGCACGGCCCCGCCUACAUUUGGACCACACUGGAACGCAUCUGGCUGCAAGCAGGAGAGUUGUUCAUGGCUGACGGGAGGAUGAAGGAAGCUCAGUUCUGCGUGCAGGAGGCAGGGUCUCUCUUCCCCGCCUCACACUCGGUGCUGCUGCUCAAGGGCCGCGUGGCUGAGCUCAGGGCCAACGACGCGGAGGCCAAGGGCCUGUACGACGAAGCUCUCGCCAUCAACCCCAGAGGACACCACAUACUGCUGCACCUGGGGAAGUUGUUGGUGCGCACCGGCCGCGUGGGUCUCGGGGAGAAGAUGCUGAGAGAUGCGAUACAGGUGGAGAACACGGCGCACGAGGCCUGGAGCGGUCUAGGGGAGGCGCUGCAGAGCAGAGGCAGCUCACAGGCUCCAGACUGCUUCCUCACUGCGCUGGAGCUGGAGUCCAGCUGCCCUAUACGACCCUUCACCAUCAUCCCGCGAGAGCUCUGACACGUCUCUGAACGAAUGGAGCGGUACACCCCAAUGUAAGGGAACUGUGUAGUCAAAUAUCGGAAAAACAUGGGGGGCGCUGUCAAUAGAUUUGAUCAACCGGUUAUCUCGUUCAAAUCAAGCAGCUCUGGGAAUUCGCACGACCGACUGGAAUUUGAGCUGAAACUGGGUAGGGAACUUAGAGUAUUUAAAUCAAUCGUCAUUUAAAUCAAACAUGAUUUACUAAGGUUUGCGGUAGUGAAUUCGCGCAAUAAUUUUCUGCCCCCAAAAAGCAUGGAUGCACUGCAGAGUUUUUUUUUUUUUGCAAUGGCAGAGGAUUAGCAUCAGCUCCACUUGUCCUCUACUUGAUCUCUUCCUGCUCUUGGUAGAUUGCGUUAGUCAUUAUGGAAAUAAGAUGUUGUGUCCGUGCUAUUUAUUUAGAAAGCCGUCCGUAAAUCGCUUGCAGAAAUUUUGUUAACCAAAUAGCUCAAAUCUUUUACAUUUACUUCAACCUGAUGAAGAACACUUUAGCCCAGGGUUAUGUGUAGUGUGAAAAGUCAUUAUUAUUAUUAUAUAAUACACUGUCGCACCAAAAACAUAAAUGCAACGCGGAAUGAUUGAACACAACACAUUUUCUUUAAACUGCAAUAGUUUCAGCAAAUAUGCUGCAACGUGUUCAGAGUCUUGUUUCUCAGGGACAAAACGGUUGACUUUUUAAAUUCUUUAGUAUUUAUAAAUGUAACGAUAUUCUGUACUGUAUGUUCUUCUCAUAAAAGAGCUAUUUUGCAAUCCCA
This is a messenger RNA of Puntigrus tetrazona (Sumatra barb), 5318 nucleotides long. RefSeq names its product tetratricopeptide repeat domain 7A (gene ttc7a). Gene Ontology annotation, cellular component: plasma membrane. The transcript is spliced from 20 exons. NCBI's taxonomy places the organism in Eukaryota, Metazoa, Chordata, Actinopteri, Cypriniformes, Cyprinidae. Gene Ontology annotation, biological process: phosphatidylinositol phosphate biosynthetic process; protein localization to plasma membrane. Bases 1999 to 4545 code for a protein of 848 amino acids. Gene Ontology annotation, molecular function: protein binding. The record is from RefSeq and is a predicted model, not a curated record.